Molecule: messenger RNA, 5504 nt
Organism: Myotis lucifugus (little brown bat)
Lineage: Eukaryota; Metazoa; Chordata; Mammalia; Chiroptera; Vespertilionidae
Gene: RBM26
Product: RNA binding motif protein 26
Exons: 24
Coding region: 85-3165 (1026 amino acids)
Biological process (GO): mRNA processing
Cellular component (GO): nucleus
Molecular function (GO): metal ion binding; RNA binding
Source: RefSeq, a predicted model, not a curated record
GAGGAGGGGGCGGGGGCAGCGGCGGCUGUAGCGGCCGCGACCUGGGCGGGCGGAGGAGAGUGACGGGCCUGGGGGCCGCUGUGGAUGGUUUCUAAAAUGAUCAUUGAAAACUUCGAGGCACUGAAGUCCUGGCUCAGCAAGACUCUCGAGCCCAUCUGUGAUGCAGAUCCAUCAGCCCUAGCAAAAUAUGUUCUUGCUUUGGUAAAAAAAGACAAAAGUGAAAAAGAAUUAAAGGCAUUAUGUAUUGAUCAACUGGAUGUAUUUCUUCAAAAAGAGACACAGAUAUUUGUGGAAAAACUUUUUGAUGCUGUGAAUACAAAGAGUUACCUACCUCCCCCAGAGCAGCCAUCAUCAGGAAGCUUAAAGGUGGAAUUUUUUCAGCACCAAGAAAAAGAUAUAAAAAAAGACGAGAUCAUAAAAGAGGAAGAACGAGAGAAGAAGUUUUCCAGAAGGCUAAAUCACAGUCCUCCCCAGUCAAGCUCCCGAUACAGAGAAAAUAGAAGUCGUGAUGAGAGGAAAAAAGAUGAUCGUUCUCGCAAAAGAGAUUAUGAUCGAAACCCUCCUCGAAGAGAUUCAUACAGAGACCGGUACAAUAGAAGACGAGGUCGGAGUCGCAGUUACAGCAGGAGUCGGAGUCGAAGUUGGAGUAAAGAGAGGCUUCGUGACAGGGAUAGGGAUAGAAGCAGGACCAGAAGCAGGAGCAGAACACGAAGCAGGGAAAGAGAUCUGGUAAAACCCAAAUAUGACCUGGAUAGAACAGAUCCACUAGAAAACAAUUAUACUCCAGUUUCUUCAGUACCUAACAUUUCAUCUGGUCACUACCCUGUACCUACUUUGAGCAGCACCAUAACAGUAAUUGCUCCUACACAUCAUGGUAAUAACACUACCGAAAGUUGGUCUGAAUUUCAUGAAGACCAAGUGGACCAUAACUCAUAUGUCAGACCACCAAUGCCAAAAAAACGGUGUAGAGACUAUGAUGAAAAGGGUUUCUGCAUGAGAGGAGACAUGUGCCCUUUUGAUCAUGGCAGUGACCCAGUAGUUGUAGAAGAUGUGAAUCUUCCUGGUAUGCUGCCUUUCCCAGCACAGCCUCCUGUUGUUGAAGGACCACCUCCUCCUGGACUCCCCCCACCCCCACCAAUUCUCACACCCCCACCUGUGAAUCUGAGACCCCCAGUGCCACCACCAGGCCCAUUACCACCCAGUUUACCACCUGUCACAGAUGAUAUUUCUUAUUCUUUGGUUUUGACAGGACCACCACCACCACUUCCUCCUUUGCAGCCAUCUGGCAUGGAUGCUCCCCCAAACUCUGCAACCAGUUCUGUUCCUACUGUAGUAACAACAGGCAUUCAUCACCAGCCUCCUCCUGCUCCACCUUCUCUUUUUACUGCAGUUUUUGUAUUACCAGAUACAUAUGACACAGAUGGCUAUAAUCCUGAGGCCCCAAGCAUAACAAACACUUCCAGACCUAUGUAUAGACACAGAGUGCAUGCACAAAGGCCUAACCUGAUAGGAUUGACAUCAGGGGAUAUGGAUUUGCCACCCAGAGAAAAGCCUCCUAAUAAAAGCACUAUGAGGAUAGUAGUGGAUUCAGAGUCAAGGAAAAGAACGAUUGGUUCUGGGGAGCCUGGAGUUACUACAAAGAAGACUUGGUUUGAUAAACCAAAUUUUAAUAGAACAAACAGCCCAGGCUUCCAGAAAAAGGUUCAGUUUGGAAAUGAAAACACCAAACUUGAACUUAGAAAAGUUCCACCAGAAUUAAAUAAUAUCAGCAAACUUAAUGAGCAUUUUAGUCGAUUUGGAACUUUGGUUAACUUACAGGUUGCCUAUAAUGGUGAUCCUGAAGGUGCCCUUAUCCAAUUUGCAACAUAUGAAGAAGCAAAGAAAGCAAUAUCAAGUACAGAAGCAGUGCUAAACAAUCGCUUUAUUAAGGUUUAUUGGCACAGAGAAGGAGGCACCCAGCAAUUACAAACUACUUCUCCAAAGGUAAUGCAGCCUUUAGUCCAGCAGCCCAUUUUGCCUGUUGUGAAGCAGUCUGUCAAAGAGCGGUUGGGUCCAGUACCUACAAGUACUAUUGAACCAGCAGAAGCCCAGAGUGCCAGUUCAGACCUUCCUCAGAAUGUAACUAAAUUAUCUGUGAAGGACAGGUUGGGUUUUGUAUCAAAGCCAUCUGUUUCAGCAACUGAAAAGGUGUUAUCUACAUCUACUGGCCUAACAAAAACAGUGUAUAAUCCAGCUGCUUUGAAGGCUGCACAAAAAACCUUACUUGUUUCCCCCUCUGCAGUUGAUAAUAAUGAAGCACAGAAAAAAAAACAGGAGGCACUGAAACUUCAGCAGGAUGUAAGGAAAAGAAAACAAGAAAUUUUAGAAAAGCACAUUGAAACACAGAAGAUGUUAAUUUCAAAACUGGAGAAAAACAAAGCAAUGAAGUCUGAAGAUAAAGCAGAAAUAAUGAAAACUUUAGAGGUUUUGACAAAAAAUAUUACCAAGUUGAAAGAUGAGGUCAAAGCUACUUCUCCUGGACGCUGUCUUCCAAAAAGUAUAAAAACCAAGACUCAGAUGCAGAAAGAAUUACUUGACACAGAGCUGGAUUUAUAUAAGAAGAUGCAAGCUGGAGAAGAAGUCACUGAACUUAGGAGAAAGUAUACAGAAUUACAGCUGGAAGCUGCCAAACGAGGGAUUCUUUCAUCUGGUCGGGGCAGAGGAAUUCAUUCAAGAGGUCGAGGUGCAGCUCAUGGCAGAGGCAGGAGUCGGGGCCGAGGUCGAGGUCGAGGUCGAGGUGUACCUGGUCAUGCUGUGGUAGAUCACCGUCCAAGGGCAUUGGAGAUUUCUGCAUUUACAGAGAGUGAUAGAGAAGAUCUUCUUCCUCAUUUUGCGCAAUAUGGUGAAAUUGAAGAUUGUCAGAUUGAUGACUCUUCACUUCAUGCAGUAAUUACAUUCAAGACAAGAGCAGAAGCUGAAGCAGCUGCAGUUCAUGGAGCUCGUUUCAAAGGGCAGGAUCUAAAACUGGCAUGGAAUAAACCAAUAACUAAUAUUUCAGCUGUUGAAACAGAAGAAGUUGAACCUGAUGAAGAGGAAUUUCAGGAAGAGUCUAUGGUGGAUGACUCAUUACUUCAAGAUGAUGAUGAAGAAGAAGAGGACAAUGAAUCUCGUUCUUGGAGAAGAUGAUUUGACUGAUCAUUGAUCUGCACAUGCUAGAACUCUACCUGUGUUUCAUUAGUAUUAUCUAAUGUACUUUUACAUAUUUGUAAAAACAAUUUUUGGUAAAUGUGAUGAAGAUGGAUUUCACAAAUAGAAGAAAAGAAAACUACCUUCUGAUCCUGUAUUUUGAAAGAUUGAUGUUUGCAUUUUAUUUCAGUAAACAAUUGCUAAAGACAUCACACUAGAAACAUGCAAUGUUUUUAUUACAUACUUCUACUGAACAAUACAGAAUUCUUCGGGUUCUUUGUAAUUUAAUGAAUAGGUCUGAAAACUUAUGACCAAUACUUGUAAUAAUUUAGAGAAAUUUGUUUUACUCCAAAUAAGGAAUGAAUUUGCAUUUAAAAUCUUAAUGAAUGUUUUCAAAAAUGAAUAGAUAACAUAGUACUCUAACUAAAGUCUCCAAGUAUGUAUUCAUAAUAUUACAUAGUAGUAUGCUUAGGCUUUACUAUGUAUUAGCCUUUUGUUGGACUUGUGUAUGUAUUUUACCAUAUGGGUUUCAAUGAUAAUGGUGUAUGACUGCUUUGCAUAUGACUCUCCUUAUGCAUUCAGAUGUUUAAAAUAAAGUGGAAUGGUCUUUUAAAAAGAAAAGAAAAGAAAAAAAAAAGCAAUGACAAAAAAACAACAACACACAACCAAGACGAUGUUCUUUGAUUUAAAAAAAAAAAAAAAAGAUAAAAAGAAAGGAAAAAAAAAGUUAAAAUAGACCAUUCCUGAUGGUGAUCUACCCUUUCCCCCAAUUAUCACAAAAGGAGCUAUAAUCACUAACUUAUUCUUAGUAAUAAUGGUUACUGAUACCUUUAUAAUAAUGUACAAUCCAAUGUUUAAAAUUUAUACCACUUCAGUUUGGUUUGAUCCUAUAAAUUUUCAACAGAUGUCUUAAAAUUUAAAAGCAGGCUGAUUAGUUUGGAACCAGACUUCAAGUAGAGCUAACAUUUGGUGAAUAAGAAAACCAUCACAUUACAUUUUGGAUGUAUGAAAGAAAACUUGACCAUUUGAAGAUGUAUGAAUAAAGAAAUGUACUAUAGAUACUACUUUAGGAAAACAGUUUGUAGUCGUGAAAGUUGCCAAAUUGGCAGAGGCUCACGUUUCUUCUUUUUACACCAAACAGCAGAGAGAGAUCAUCAUUGCCUGAAUUUAGCUUUGUGACUACAACAGCAAGAUCUGUUCCUGUCUGGAGACGACUGUUAUAAUAACUCUAUUAUUUUAUGUUUGCCUUUUAUCAAUUUGAAUAGAUGUUUACAUGUACUAUAAUUAGCAUUUUAUCUUUACAGUUCUCUAAGGGUACAUUUGAGUCCAGAAGUAUAUCUGAGUGUGUGCUUUGUCUGACCUUAUUCUUAAAUGUUUUCUCCCCUUUACUUCCUUUUUUUUUUACACCAUAAGAAGACAAAAGACCUCUUGGUUUCCUAGUAUGGCAAAAGUUCAGUCUCAGUCAACUUCAGAAUUGUGUCUAGGAAAUCUAUAAAGCCAUGAUGCUGUGUUAAUUAACACGAACAAUUUAGAAUGAAGAAAAUGAUUGAAAAUUUAAGCAUGGGUAUACUUUUAAAUUUUCUGGGUUUUAAAAGGUUAUAUUUCUGGGGUUAGAAUAGUCAGUUAAAUAUUUUGGACAGAUGGUAAAAUACUUUUUUUUACACACACUUGCCUAUUUCUUCUAAAUAUAUUUACUCAAGUUGUUCCCAAGACCACUUAUCUGAAUAAUUUUAAAGUCCUUAGCUCUUUAAAACCAACAAGGAGACUAUUUUUCUUUCUUUUCAAGUAUUGCAGGAUGAUGACCUGUGGAGUAUAAAUAUUGAAAAAUAUCUAUUAAAUGUCUAGUUUACAAGUUUUUCCAUAUUUUCCUCACAGUCAAGACAUCAAAGACAAUCUUGAAAGCAAGGGGAAAGAAUAUUGUGUGUCUUACAUUGUUAAAGACACUAUAAUUUUCCUAUUUUAAAAGGCAUAUGCCCAUAUUAUUAGUAAGCAAUUAUUAAUAUUACUAGUGUUAAUAAUAUGGCAUAGAAUUAUUUAUAGAACAUGAUUUAAUUUAACCCAGGUAUUUACCAAAAACACUCCUUUUAUAAUGGGUGCCAUUAAAAAAGUUUUCAAAAUCAGUUUUUGAAUAUUUCUUCAAAUUCUCAUGAGACAUUUGAGAAAGAAGUUAUUCUUGGUACAAACUCUUUAUUAGGAAAGUCCAAACUACACUUGAUUCUGUUCACCCUUGUCCAUGCUAUAUUUUCACUUUUUUUUGCGUGCAAAGUUGACUAUUCUGUAAACACUUUAUUGAGUGUGCAUUGCCUCUGUCUUCAUGAAAAAUAAAAAGAAUGAACACA